Messenger RNA from Chrysochloris asiatica (Cape golden mole), 1529 nucleotides. RefSeq names its product phospholipid transfer protein (gene PLTP). The transcript is spliced from 16 exons. The record is from RefSeq and is a predicted model, not a curated record. Lineage: Eukaryota; Metazoa; Chordata; Mammalia; Afrosoricida; Chrysochloridae. Gene Ontology annotation, molecular function: ceramide transfer activity; phosphatidylglycerol binding; phosphatidylcholine intramembrane carrier activity. Gene Ontology annotation, biological process: phospholipid transport; high-density lipoprotein particle remodeling; ceramide transport. The coding region runs from base 78 to 1529 and encodes 483 amino acids.
UGCCGCCCGGAUCCCUGCACUGCCCAGCUGACCACCUGACCGCGCCACCCCAAGAUCCCCAGCUGCGCUCGCUCGCCAUGGCCCUUUUUGGGACCCUCUUCCUAGCACUGUUGGCGGGUGCUCAUGCGGAGCUCCCGGGCUGCAAGAUCCGCAUCACCUCCCAGGCGCUGGAGCUGGUGAAGCAGGAGGGGAUGCGCUUUCUGGAGCAAGAGCUGGAGACCAUCACUAUUCCGGAUCUGCGUGGCAAAGAGGGACACUUCUAUUACAACAUCUCUGAGGUGAAGGUCACAGAAUUGCAGCUGACCUCCUCUGAGCUCCAUUUCCACCCGGAGCAGGAACUGAUAUUACAAAUCACCAACGCCUCCCUGGGUCUGCGCUUCCGGAGACAGCUGCUCUACUGGUUCUUCUACGAUGGGGGCUACAUCAACGCCUCAGCCCAGGGCCUGUCCAUCUACACCGCUCUGGAGCUCUCCCGGGGCCCCAGUGGCCAGAUUAAGGUGUCCAACAUCUCCUGCCAGGCUUCUGUCUCCAGAAUGCACAUUGCCUUUGGAGGAACCUUCAGGAAGGUGUAUGACUUCCUGUCCACAUUCAUCACCUCAGGGAUGCGCUUCCUCCUCAACCAGCAGAUCUGCCCAGUGCUCUACCAUGCAGGGAUGGUGCUACUCAAUUCCCUCCUGGCCACCGUGCCUGUGCGCAGCUCUGUGGAUGACCUUGUUGGCAUUGACUACUCCCUCUUGAAGGAUCCUGUGGCCUCCACCAGCAAUCUGGACAUGGACUUCCGGGGGGCCUUCUUCCCUUUGUCUGAUAGCAACUGGAGCGGAACCAACCUGGCGGUGGAAGCCCAGCUACAGGAGGAGGAGCGUAUGGUGUAUGUGGCCUUCUCAGAGUUCUUUUUUGACUCUGCCUUGGAGAGCUACUUCCGGGCAGGGGCUCUUCAGCUCUCGUUGGUGGGGGACAAGGUGCCUCAUAAUCUGGACAUGCUGCUGCGGGCCUCCUACUUUGGGAACAUUGUCCUGUUGAACCCAACCGUGAUCGACUCUCCAUUGAAGCUGUUGCUGCAAGUCACAGCACCACCAAGGUGCACCAUCAAACCCUCAGGCACCACCAUUUCUGUCACCGCAAGUGUCACCAUCGCCCUGGUCCCGCCGGAUCAGCCUGAGGUCCAGCUGUCCAGCAUGAUCAUGGACGCCCAGCUCAGCGCUAAGAUGGCCCUCCGAGGAAAGGCUCUGCGCACGCAGUUGGACCUGCGCAGGUUUCGAAUCUACUCCAACCAGUCUGCAUUGGAGUCCCUGGCACUGAUCCCUUUGCAGGACCCCCUGAAGGCCAUGCUGCAGGUUGGGGUGAUGCCCAUGCUCAACGCUCGGACUCGGCGUGGGGUGCAGAUCCCACUGCCCGAGGGCAUCAACUUUGUGAGAGAGGUGGUGAGGAACCAUGCGGGCUUCCUCACCAUUGGAGCUGACCUCCACUUUGCCAAGGGGCUGCGCGAGGUGAUUGAGAAGUACCAGCCCACCAAAGCCGCGGACCCGUAG